Phytomonas sp. Hart1 is the source of this 951-nucleotide messenger RNA. NCBI's taxonomy places the organism in Eukaryota, Euglenozoa, Kinetoplastea, Trypanosomatida, Trypanosomatidae. The record is from the annotation of a GenBank genome assembly.
AUGUCUCGUCAGCCUUUGAGCGAAGAUUCUCCAAUCAACGUGAUCAUACCAGCCUCGGAUCGGUUCCCCAUUCAAGAGCCAAACACCAAGGACUCCGUGCCCAUAUCUGAACAAGAUACAAAUCAAAAAUGCCUGGACGAUGAAAAUUGGCAAUGCACGCGGAAGUGGCCCUUUUACGAACACCGCGUGUGGCUACGGGAGUACUUUGCGGAGUUCUUCGGGAUGUGGGUUUUUAUGACCCUGGGCCAGGGUACGAGCGCCACGACGACCUUUCUUGUGAGUAAAUUUCCAAACCAGCAAGCGGCUUCGAGUGAGGUGUUGGUGAUGUUUGGCUGGGGCCUCGCCGUGGCGAUGGGGCUUUUUGUUUGUAUGGGAGUCUCCGGGGGUCAUAUGAACCCUUCAGUAACCUUCGCGAAUUGCCUUUUUGGUGCCAUGCCCUGGCGUAAGUUUCCAGGUUAUGUCCUCUCGCAGACUUUAGGUUCCUUCACCGCCGCAUUUUGCAUCUAUAUCCUCUUCUACGAUCGGUUUCAGGAUGCGAAAAAUGCAUUACAACCAGGGGAGACGAUGACGUUGAAGUAUGGUGGAAUAUUUUGCACAUACCCUAGUGAGUCGAAUUUUCGUUGUUUAUUGAACGAAUUCCUGGAUACAACCAUUCUUCUCUUCUGUAUUAUGGGUAUGUUUGACCCCCACAUGACGCCUGCCAAUACUUACAAACCCUUGGGAGUUGGGCUACUCAUCAUCACGAUUGCGGUUUCUAUUGGUAUCAAUUCAGGGUUCUGUAUGAAUCCUGCGAGAGAUCUCGGGCCUCGCAUAGCCUCUUCCCUUAUUUUUGGUAGCACGGAUCCGUUUACUGUUUACAAUCAUUAUUUUUGGAUUCCAACUUUUGUUCCUCCAUUCGGUGCUGCAUUUGGAAUGUUUUUAUAUACUUUCUUCAUUAUUUCUGAUAAAUAA